This is a messenger RNA of Galleria mellonella (greater wax moth), 8105 nucleotides long. It is a transcript of the gene drpr, whose product is annotated as protein draper. NCBI's taxonomy places the organism in Eukaryota, Metazoa, Arthropoda, Insecta, Lepidoptera, Pyralidae. The transcript is spliced from 19 exons. Gene Ontology annotation, molecular function: scavenger receptor activity; protein binding. The record is from RefSeq and is a predicted model, not a curated record. The coding region runs from base 339 to 3443 and encodes 1034 amino acids.
AUGAUGUUUUGGUUGUGGACAUAAAUUGUUUGACGGGGCGAUUAAAGUUUCUUUUACAAAGAUAUUUAUAUUAAAUAAUAUUUCUUUAAGUGUAGUAUAUUUUGUUAUAGUUUAAACUUUUAGUGUGAUUAGCUAUAUUUAAACAAAAUAAAAAUUUGUUGUUUUCUUAUUUGGAUGUACCUUGAACGGUAAUGUGAAACAUUUAUUAGUGAUCAUCUAAUUUAGAUGUUUCAACGUUGUCAAAAAAUAAAGUGGCCUGUAAUGGAAAAGUGCAUAACCUCACAUAAACGCAAAGGAACAUAAACACGACGGAUCAAUACAUUUGUUAUGGAGACUGAAUGCUACAAUUGCUAGGUUGUGAGAAUAAAAUCGAAAUGUGGAUGAAAACUGGUACCGUAUUGCUGCUUUUACACAUUGCGACUGGAUUGGAGGGACCCAAUGUAUGCACUGUACAACAGCCAUACGUAACCACAAUAAGAGUAUCCGAGAAGGAACCGUACCAAAUCAAAGAGUAUGCAUGGUGUUUCAACGUCCCACCGAAAUGUUCCAAAUACAAAAUCAAGUUUCGAGAUGUUUUCAAGAAUGUGACUCUGCUGAAGUACAGGCUCGUUGAAGGAUGCUGCGCCGGGUACGAGCCAGACGAUGCGAAUCAGCAAUGUGUGCCAGUGUGCCAGGACAAGUGUGUACACGGCGUUUGUGUUGCGCCUAACACAUGUACAUGUACUCACGGAUAUGGGGGACCCGCAUGUGAUAUAUCAUGUCCUAAAGGCAAGUGGGGUCGUCACUGUCAGAAUUAUUGCCGAUGUCAAAACGGAGGUACUUGCGAGGUGCUAACUGGGGAAUGCGCCUGCGCACCGGGGUGGCGCGGAGUCUCCUGCGAGCGACGAUGUCCGUUUCCGACUUUUGGUGACAAUUGUAGAGAAAAUUGUCGUUGUAAAAAUGGAACAUGCGAUCCUGCUACGGGGGCUUGCACAUGCGAGUCAGGAUUUACUGGCCCACUAUGCAAUGAAACCUGUCCUAAUGGAGAAGUUUGUGAACAAGGUUGCCGUUGUCAAAAUAAUGGAAAAUGCAGCGUGUUUGGUGAAUGCCAGUGCACGCCCGGGUGGACCGGGGAAGUUUGUGCGAACAGAUGUCCUUCGGGUAAAUGGGGUGAACAGUGCCAGAGAACAUGCGAAUGUGCCAAUGGAGCGAGCUGUCAUCACGUUACUGGCCAGUGUCAAUGUGAGGCAGGAUUCACUGGAGAAAAGUGUUUAGAAGAAUGUCCAGUGGGCAUGUACGGGGUUGAUUGCAUGAGCAAGUGUUCGUGCGAGAACGGCGGCUCGUGCUCGCCGCGCAACGGCUCGUGCACGUGCAAGCCGGGCUGGCGCGGCGACCGCUGCGAGCAGCGCGCCUGCGACGACGGCCGCUGGGGGCCCAACUGCGAGCACGACUGCGACUGCGAGCCCGCCAACACUGAAAUGUGCGACCCGUGGAGCGGCGAGUGCUCGUGCGCGGCGGGCUGGCGCGGCGCGGAUUGCACGCGGCAGUGCCCGCCGCUGUCGUUCGGCCGCGGCUGCCGCAACACGUGCCGCUGCGAGAACGACGCCCAGUGUUCACCCCUCAACGGUUCAUGCACGUGCCCCCCGGGAUAUCGGGGAAUACAAUGUGAAGAAAAGUGUCCGUACCCGCUAUACGGCGACAACUGCUUGGAGAAAUGUGAUUGCUACAACAAUGCCACUUGCUCACACGAAACUGGCCAAUGUUACUGUAAACCUGGGUAUGAUGGUUACAAAUGUGAUCGACCGUGCGAUCGAAAAAAGUUUGGGUUGAAUUGUCUCCAAUAUUGCGACUGUGACAAUGAUUCACCAUGUAAUCCUGUAACUGGCAAAUGCGAGUGUACUGCGGGCUUCGUGGGCGACAAGUGCGAGCGGCGCUGCCCACCUGGCUACUUCGGGCACGGCUGCGAGUCCGCGUGCAACUGCUCCUCAAACGCGAUUGCGUGCCACCACGUCACCGGCCAGUGCAUUUGUAAAGACGGCUGGCAAGGCGUGUUGUGCGAGACUCAAUGCCCUUCGGGCUACUACGGCGAGAACUGCUCGCAGCAAUGCCGGUGUGUGAACAACUCGUCGUGCGAGGCGAGCAGCGGCCGCUGCGUGUGCGCGGCCGGCUGGACGGGCGACGCGUGCGACCAGCCCUGCCCGCCCGGCACCUACGGGCCCGGCUGCUCGCAGCGCUGCCUGCAUUACUCCGGAGGUAACGACACAUGCAACCCUGUGACCGGCGACUACCAAUGUCCGAGUGGGUACAGAGGUCCCACGUGCCGGUACCCGUGUCCCCUGCGCACUUACGGUGUCAAUUGCCAAGAGAAGUGUAAUUGUAAUAACGGGGCCGACUGUCAUUAUAUCACUGGCGAGUGCCAGUGCGGUCCGGGGUGGCGCGGCGCGCGCUGCGAGGCGGCGUGCGGCGCGGGCUGGUGGGGCGCGGGCUGCUCGCAGCCGUGCCGCUGCGCGCACGCCGCGCUCUGCCACCCCAGCGACGGACACUGCAUCUGCCCGCCAGGCUACGCCGGCAUCUACUGCGCCGACCCAUGCCCUGAGGGUUACUACGGUGAUCACUGUAUAAAAGCUUGCAACUGUCCAUCUGAAGGCAACUGGAAGUGCGACCACAUCAAGGGAUGUGUCUGCCAUCAUAACUUUAUUGGGGAUAACUGUGACGUACAUGCAAGCGACCCAUUAGUGAUCGAGCGUGCUGAGGGUACGUCGUACGCGGGACUUACGGCAUUUUUGGUAAUUAUCGCGCUGAUAUGUGUGACCGUAGUGAUAUUGAUGCUGUUAUACUACCGUAAGCGCGUGAACUACCUCAAGCGGGAGAUAGCACAUGUGCAUUACACCGCCGAUCCUAAUUCACAACCGGAGCAACAACAUUUCGACAAUCCAGUUUACUCUUACCAAGGCUCACAGCGAGGUGACGACGCGACCACACUGCUCAACAACACUAUAUUCAACAACCUUGGCAACGGAAGCAAAAUGAACAACGCCACUCUUGAGAAAAUGAGGAUGAAGGCUACUAGCUCCAAUGACAAUUACAACCCAAUGUCGCUGAAGAAUAAAGAUGCUGAUGCUAAUAAUCCUAAUUUAUACAAUUUUAUUGAUGACGAUAAACUGGAACACGUGUAUGAUGAAAUCAAACACAAAGAAGGAUAUGAGAGAGAAUAUGACCAUUUGAACUAUACACCGCCAGCGAAUAAGUUGAAACCUCAUUAUCAGCGGAUGACCAAUGGUACCCCGGCGGGCGCGGCGCCGCACGACACGGCCACGCCUCCAAUACCGCCGCUACCCAAAUUAAACAUCAUCGCCCCCAUACCGCCGCCGAGGGACGAGGAAAUCAUAGAUAUUCCCACACCCCCUCAAAGAGAAGAAACUCCUUUACAACAAAAGGACGAGGAGGUUACGUCAGUGCCCUGAUAUUAUAUAUACGAUAAUUAUUAAUCCAUAUUUAUGGGUGAAAAACGUAAAAUCACCUCAUAAGUGUUCUUUUUUUGUAAGUUAAAAUGUUAUUUAUUACGAUCUAUUGGAACGAAAAAUAUUUUUAUAUAAAUUUUGCAUUCUUUGAAUGCGGUUAUAUCAUGUUCUCAAAACGUAAUUUUUAAUAUAUUUAAUAUAGUGAUCUCUUCUUUUAUAUUAGGUGUAUUUAGAGAGUUUAACGAAUCGGUCACAAUGAAUUGAUUGAUAUAUGCGACAAUGGAUUAUAAAUUGAGAUGAUUGUAGAAGUUAAUUUCAUUUUAUAUUAAUUUUCUUGUAUAUAUUAACCUUUUAACUACCUCCUUUGGAUUUAUUCAACAAAAACUUUAUGCUAAUACUGCCCUUGUUAGAUUUAUCUGAUAGAAUAUGUGUUUGUAUUAGUACGUUUGUCUUUUUCAUUUACUCUCUAUUAUGUUAACAUAAUAAUAUCAAAAUAAAGUCAGAAUCUAGAACAAAAUGUUCAGACUAUGAUAAGUAAUUUAAAGUCGCUUAUCCUAAUAAGAAAUAUUAAAAACAAAACUGAGUACAAUGUAAAAUUGCCACUUGACUCAACUGAAGUGGCACUGCAACUACUACAUAAUCUCACGACCAAAGGUGAAUACAAUUAUAUAAAUGUAUACAUAUCCAAAUUGAUAUAUCAUUUACUAGUUCUAUAUUAUUUUAUUUCCUCAGAUAUAUAAGUACAUAUUUAUCGAUAUAGUUAUGUUAAAAAAUCAAAUAUUAAAAUUUAUAUUAUGUUGUAAACAUCAAGAUAAUAGUGUUAAAAGUGAUUUACAUUUAAUUAAACUUAAUACAUGGAUAAGAAUUCACAUUACUAAAACCAUUAAAUCCGAGCAUCCUAAUGAAAUUGCAUUUUAUAUCUUUAGACAAACAAUCUUUACAUAAUAGCAUUUACAUAAUAGUCCUACCGGCAUUUGUUAAAAGUUCUUGAUGUCAGUUAUUUAUUUAUGGUUUCUAAAUAGGAUGCAUUCAACAAAAGGGUGAUUCGUGCAACCUGUAUAUCUGUAAUAUUUCUGUCAGGACUAUUAUUUAGAUUUAUCUGUGCCAAGAUUGACUGAUUGAUUCACUGUAAUUUUGAAUAAGUGACUGAUAACAUCCAUGGACAAAUAGCUUACCUAUUGUGUUUUCCAUAUGUAGGUUUUCUUUAGUUGAAUUCAGAAUAAUUGAAAUAAUAAAAUACUGCAAUAACUAUUACCUAAAAAUAUACAGCAAUAAUGUUUAUAAUAGCAAUAUGUAAUUAAGUGAUAAAAAGACAAGAGUAACAAUAUCAGAUAUAUUAUUUACUUUUUUUUUUGUUACUAAAGUCAUCUUUUUUGUUAAUUAAAUUAGCAACCAUGAAAUUUAUGCAAUAAAGAAAAAAGGAAAAAGCAUAGAACAAAAUGUCAAAUAUAUGAUUAGAAUUAUUGGGCCAUAAUGAGUAAUAUAUUUAUUAUAAUUGAUAUGGAUAAUGGUAAAACUAAAUUCAUUGUUUUAUCAUUUAUUAUAUUAUAAUGUAGAAUUAAAAUAGAAGAUCACAAAGUGUUAUACUUGUAUAAUAAUACAUAUUUGUUUUACAGAAAUUCAGAUCUAGAUAUUUAUAUUUAAAAAAAUAUAUAUACAAAUCGGUUGUUACAUUCCUUUAUGCGUUACAUAUUUAUUUUACAAUUUUUAAUGAAAUAAUAUUUUUGUUUUUAGUUUUUCAUAGUAGAUUAUUAUAUUAAAAGUGUUUAUAUUUUAGAUAUAAUUAAUAUCAAAACUAAUUUGUAAAUGUUUCGUUAGUUCAAUAAGACGUAUGCAUUAUUUACAUUAUACUUUGAUACCUAUUUACAUAUAAUGAUAUGCUCAAUAGUAAGUGAAACUCUAAAAUGUUCGUAAUGUGUUCCUUUUUUUUACUGAGAAUUAUAAAAAAAAUCGUGGUUAUUAAUUAAAGAUUGGUAACAAAAUGUAAUUUAAAAUUUGGUAUAACUGAUGAAGUUUACGAUUUUAUAUCAAUCUAAAUGUAUUCAAAAAGUGCCAAAAGUUAUAUAGCAAUGUGAGAGUUUUACUAUCUACUAGAUAAUAUAUGUACAUAUUAAUAUAUGGAUCCUCGAUAGGGAUAAAGCCUGUGUUACAUAUAAUUAUAGUUGGUUUGUAAUUUAUAAACAUUUAUUUUGAAAAUUUUAUGUUGGUAAACGGUAUAUCUUUCAAUUAUGAUCACGGGAUUCAUUCGAUUUAAUAUUUCAUCUUAGAAUUAAACUUAUAUUAAGAUAUUAUAUUUUUUGAAAAUGUGUAAAAAUAAUCGUACUUUUAAUAAUUUUAUCUACGAGUAUCUAUCGAGGUAGUUGUAUAUUUUAGUGAUAAUAUAAACGCAAAGGAGAUGAAUCGCUCAGAAAUGGCAAAGCGUGUGCGGCACCAUGGUCGUAUUCCGUUACGUCAUGGUACUGUUCAUGAUUUAAUAUGGCUACUACCAUCAUUAUUUUCCAUCUAGUGGACCAUUAUCUUGUUUGUCAUUCCAAGUCGUAUAUAAAAAAAUAUACCGUCUGUUUGUUUGUUAUGUUUUCAUGGCUGAAGUACUCUGUUGUGUUGAAUGCAAAAUAAAGAGGAAACGAAAAGAUAGGCUGAGAUUGCCAGUUGGUUUUACCAUCGAUAUCAACACUAUAAUUAUGGUUUCUAAAGCCAAUUGCAAUUCAUGUAUCUGUACAAUACAUCUACAUAUUCCCAUCAGCUUGUUUAUGAGGUAAAAUGAGCUGGCUAUAGUGAAAAUUGUAAGAAUUUAGCAAUGUAUUCUCUCUCACAUGUUAUUCAUAGACACAUGCUGUAAAUAAUAAAGAUUUGAUAUAGAUUUUGAAUACACCAUCGGGAUGUAACGCGAUUUUUUGCAGGUAAAUAAUACAUAUAUACCUGCUUCUUUAUUGACGACAUUUCGACGUGGAUUGCAUCACUUCGUGGUUGUGAUAAUAUCGCGUUAAAUCCCGAUUUAAAUUAUGUGUAAACGCGAAAAUGUAUAAUUACCUUUUGAUAUUGUGUGUACAUACUUGCUUAUAAUAACAUAUUUGACUUUAGAUUGAUUUAAGUUUAUUUUGUUGUUAAUCGACUAACUUGCAUUUGAGUAAACAGAAAUUUCACUAUCUUUGUUUUCAUAUUUUUUUAUACGCUGAGAGUGAUAUUCAUAUUUAUGACAUAAAAAUAAAUAUCCAGAUAGAACUGACACUCGUGAAUUUAAUUAAAAAGUUGCUGCACCGACGCCGUUAAAUUACUUUAUUGCAAGCAAGCAACAGUUGCCAAGGUGAGAACGCGUGUCUCACUAAAAAAAUUUGUUAAAUACGAAUAAAUUUGUGACAAUCUUCUGUUGGUCUGAAAGGAAGAAGGGUAUAUUUUGUACUACUACAUUCACAAAGGAAAGUAUAUAGUACAGGAGUGCCGCUUUCAUCCAGCCUAUUUAUUCUUAUGUGUAUGGCUACGAUACAAUAUAUUACUAUUGUAGAUGUAUGAAAUAAUCUCUUUACUUGUUUAUUUAUUACAUUGAUUGAUUUACUUGUUACAUUAAUGCCAUAAACAGAGUCAGCGGAUUGCGUAAUUUUUGUCGUGUGUGUUUGAUUGUAUAUUGGGUUUGCUGGACUAAUAUAAGUAAUUUAUAACCUUAAUUUUUUUUUUAAAUUCUAACAAUAAUACACAUAGAUGAAUUAGUCUUUUGCUUCAGUGUUACUGUUUGUAUGAUUUUUUUAUCGACUUAAUUAUUGAGCGUAUUGAACUAAUUUUUUUUUUUUAAUGUAUAUUACUCUCUAAUCUAUUAAUAUUAUCUUACGACCAUUGUCACAAUUAUAUUGAGUGGACUAAUGGAGUGAUUAAAUAGUCAGACAAGAGUUCGUGGGACCUAUAGAGGAAGCAAAUAUUUCUGAACACGUUGCCACGCGUUCAUCACGUUCUUGCCCAAAUUUAAGGCGUAGAGAAAGUUUAUUUUUUGUAACUAAAAAAUUAUGGUCAAUCUAUUUUGUUAAAACUGAAGAUUAAUUUAGAGAUACCUUUUUUGCCAUAUAUAUUAAUAGGAGGCAAAGGAUUAAGUUUUAAAUACGUUUAUAUUGUUGUGAGAUACACACACACGAUACACUACAUAUGAGAAAGAACGGCAUGUCCAGAUUGUAACACAACCUUUGAAUCAACUUUUAGAUUAGUACACUCUCUCUGUAGCUCUCAUUGUGCUUUAUAAUUUAUUUUAUUGUACCAAUUACACCCGUUUGCUAAAAGUUAACUUUCUGAGUGAUGAACUAGUUUAAAUCGUAAUUCGUAAGAAAGUAAAGGUAUACUUAUGUAAGGAACGUUUAUUAUAAAAAUAUAUAGAAAUGGUUCGUUCGCCACUUGUAUACAGAUACUGAUAGUAAUAUAGUCCAUAUUGCAUUGUUUUUAUUCAACAAUUUCCAUAUGCGCAUAGAUAUUGUUAAAUUGGAAUAUCCACAUUUAAAAAUUAUUAGAUAUAUUUAAUUUCUGCUGAAGAUUAUAUAUAUAUAUAAGAAAUCAAAAAUUAUUCAUUCUAAAUUUGUUGGACAAGAUGCAUUUUAGUGGUAAUUUAUAAACGAACCUAAGUGUAAUUUUUGUGAUAAUAAAAUAUGUAAGAUAAUAUAACUAAUCAAUAAAGUAUUAAUCAAUUCA